CAUGCAGGUAUGGAUUUUUUAUUCUGGAAAAAACAGAAAAUGAAACACGUGUUGCUCAACACUGUAUUUUCUGUUUAUGGCAUUUAUGGCACAGUCAACAUUUAGGGAUGUCAAACUCGCUCUCCAUUUAUAGAACAAAAAUUGUUUAUUUUAGCAUUUGCUGGCGAUAGCCGGAAAUAGUCAAUAAUAAUAAAAUGAGGCAAUUGGCAAGCAAACGUACAGAAACUUAUAAAUUUUAUCGUUAACAUGUAAAUAAAGAAAUGGCGCAAACAUACAAUUUGACAUACCCGGUUUAUGGCAGCUGUUUUGACAGCUGGUAUAAAAAUCAUGUUUAUUGUGCAUAUUAUUCGCCGAACGGAAAACAACGCGUGUACGGCAAGCAAGUGAUUUUAUUUAAGCGAGGAAUUAUAAAUCGCCACCAAAAUGGACGCAGAACAGGACGAGUUGAUGGAUUUUUUCGACUUUUCCAAACCGUUCCAUCGCAAUGUGAUAAGUGGUACAGCAAACAAUAAAGGGCGACAAGGGAUUAAGUUAAAUAUUCAAUCGAUACCGGAACGUCCUGUGCAGGGCACCGACUAUGCAAAAGAGAUUGUGAAGGAAGAAGAGUCCAGAAUAAUGGCGGAUUGGGCACGCGAUACUCAUCCCAAACCGAGUGCCUCGCGCAUGGACGAGGUGGAUGACCUAUCGUCGAUGGCGGAGGAAGAUUCCGAACACCUGAAUCUAGUACGCGCGAAGGAGCUAAUGGAGCCCAUCUUUAGGCGGUACAACCUAACUGUCAGCUCCAACCGCCUAACGAUUCAUCAGUCGAAGGAACAAAUUUUGAAGGCGAUCCGACAGAACCCGGUCGUGGUGUUGCAGGGUGCGACGGGUUGCGGCAAAACGACACAGGUACCACAAUACUUGCUGGAGGAAGCCUACAAGCGGAAGGAAUGGUGCAAUAUCAUUGUCACGCAACCGCGUAAAAUUGCCGCCACAUCGAUCGCGCGCCGUGUCGCCGAAGAACGUUCCUGCGAGUUGGGCUCACUGGUAGGAUUUAAGGUGGGCCUGAAGGAAAAGCUCAGCGAAGACACACGGCUACUGUACGUGACAACGGGCGUUUUGCUGAACAGUUUGAUUUCCUCGAAAUCUCUUAGCCAAUAUACGCACAUCAUACUGGACGAGGUGCACGAGCGCGAGGUGGACAUGGACUUUCUGCUCAUCAUCGUACGCCGCCUGUUGACGCAGUCACGCCACACGAAGAUUAUACUGAUGUCGGCCACAAUCGAGUCGUCCGAGUUUGCCCAGUACUUCAAGAUACCGGGACCGAACAGUAUGUUUGCGCCCCAGCUGGCCGUUAGCAACUGUCCGCAGCAUGAUGUGACGGUGUACUAUUUGGAAAAUUUGGAAAAACUAAAAAUCGACUUUACCCUCAAGUACGAACAGCCCGAGGUGCAUGAUAAGAUGUACUUUGUGGCGGCUAAGGUGGCAAUCGUGUGCGAUCGCUACAUUGACGAGUGCGAGACAGCGUCGAACAUCGAUUACAAACCUUCGAUCAUCAUGUUCUUGCCGGGGAUCAACGAAAUCGAACGGAUGGCGGAAGUGUUGCGUAACUUUGUGGAUGACAAAAAUCCGAACUCGCUGCACACGAAGUUUAUGAUACUGAAGCUACACUCGACCCUGCCUUCGGAAGAGCAGGCUUUGGUAUUUCGCAAACCACCACCGGGACACCGGAAAGUAAUCCUGUCGACGAACAUCGCUGAAAGUUCGAUCACCAUACCGGACGUGAAAUUUGUGAUCGAUUUCUGUUUGCAUCGUUUGCUGGUUGCCGACACGCUGAACAACUUUACCACCUUGCGAACGCAGUGGGCGUCGCGAAAUAACUGCAUACAGCGAGCGGGCCGUGCUGGCCGUGUGAUGAACGGUCGGGUUUAUCGGCUUGUGAACAAAUUUUUCUACGACAACGGAAUGGCUCAAUCGCCGGAACCGGAAAUGGUGCGCUGUCCGCUCGGUGCAGUUGUGCUGAAAACGAAGAUACUGGACAUGGGACCACCGCACACAAUACUCGCAUUGGCUAUGUCGCCUCCGAAGCUAUCCGAUGUGUCGAAUACGGUACUACAGCUGAAGGAGGUCGGAGCAAUGUUGCGUACCGCCAAAGGCAUAUACGAUGCGCAGGACGGUGAUAUAACGUAUCUCGGACAGUUAAUGUCACAGCUACCGCUUGACAUACAUCUGGCGAAGCUGGUCGUGCUGGGGUACGUAUUUUCCGUCCUCGAGGAAGCGAUCAUCAUUGCGGCCGGUAUGAACGUGAAGAACGUGUUUUGUGGGAUGCGUACGGUGGAAGCGUUACGCAUAAAGCGUUACUUUGCUAACGGGUCCGCGUCGGACGGUAUUGCGAUCCUGAACGCGUACAACUGGUGGCGUUCGGUAAAGGAGCAGGGCACGGGAGGCGAUACGGUCGGUUGGUGUCAGCGGUAUAUGCUCGAUCUGAAGUCGCUCACCGAGAUGGCAGAGCUGGUGCAGGAAAUAACGUACCGGUUGAAGAACUCGAACAUACGUGUCGUGGCCGGGGCAAGAAAUGCGCGCUGGAACGAUCGCGAGCGUACGGUCAUAACGAAGGUGGUGAUGGCCGGUGCAUUCUACCCGAACUACUUCCUGCCGGUGACAUCGAACGAGAGCGAUAUGGGCGAUCGGGCCGUGUACACGGAGAUUGGUGGUCGAAAUCCGUUCCGAACGGUGUUUUUCUGUGGAUUUGACCAUGCCAACUACAUUGGACCACUGUACCGCAAUGAGAUCCGUGCGCUGCUGACCGAACGGAGGGCCGAUCCGGAUCGGGAAUCGCUCAUAAAGGUAGAUUUCGAGCGUAACACUAACAAGAUAUUCGUACAGUUCGAGUACCCGCCCGACAUUCAGCCCGGCAAAAGCUUGUACGACGAGCGCAACCUGAUGGAUCGCAUUCAUCCGGGUGUGUACGAAGCGAUCAAGUUGCGCCAGAUACGCCGCAGCCAGUCGGAACUGCUCGUAAUGCAGCACAGCGAUGCGGUUCGGUUUGCGGAGCAGAACAAUCUGGGCACUUGGAGGAACAACGAUUGGCAGCCGCGUAAUGUUGAGAUUCCGAACGUGCAACUAUCGGUCGAACCGCCCGUAUAUUGCAAGCAGCUGAUCGCCACCAUUACGCACGUGCAGCAUCCGAACAAAUUUUAUCUGCGUCCACACGACAACAAUCACGUGUACGCCGGCAUCGAAAAGCAGCUGAGCGAAGGUAGUCCGAUUAUGCGUCCCUUUCCUACCGAUCAUGUGUUUAAAUCGCGCGAUAUAGUGGCCGCCCCGAUACCGCACUUAAACGUGAAAACGAUGGGUCGCGCUAAGCUGCUCAAGGAGCGCAUCAUUCGUGGGGUAGCGAAUUGGGCCGUGUUUUUCAUGGACUUUGGCAGCACGGCCAUAAUCUCGGUGACCAAUUUUCGGCAACUGCAUGGUACAACGUUGGACACGCUUACGAAAAUUCCCGACCGUGUGUUUGAGGCAUCCUUGGCGGAGGUACAGCCGUCGGCGAUGCGAUCGCCGAAGGAUGUCUGGACGGAGGAUACGAUUGUACACUUCCGGGAGCUCGUGCUCGGUAAGCGGCUGCACGUGGAGGUGUACUCGGUCGUGAAUCGGGUGUCGAUGGUUGUGUUGCGCCGCGCACCGAAUGAUGCGGUCGAGCAGACCAUUAACAAGGAGCUGAUCGCGUCGCACCAUGCCCAAGAGUCGGAGGAAUCGUACGUAUCAAAGAUGGACCAUGAGAAGCGGCUGCGUGUACAGGGCGACAUGGAGAUGGAUCCGAUGUACGCGGCACAGAUCAAGAACGAUCACACCGGGGAGCAGUGCUACCUGGAGGAUGAUGAUCCGGCUAAUUUAAUCUUACCGCGAAAUAUGCUGAAGGUUCGGCUAAUGCUGCGUGGUCCUUACAGUCCACUGGAGAUCAAAUGCAGUUCGACGGUGUUUACCGGUUACCGGAAGCGUGUAACCAUCGAGAACUCUUCGCUAAACUCGGUAUUGCUUGACACGCAUCCACAGAAUCCGCACAGCAAGCUUCUGGUGGCGGGUUGUGUUAACGAAGUGGCUGGCAAUACGCUGAUCGCUCGGCUCACGACCAUGAUGCCAAACAUUCCCGGUCUUCCCGUACUGAUGGCGCUCAUCUUUGCGCCCACCUGUUUGCUGAAGAAGGAUGCGGAUGAAACGCGCAUCGUUGGGUUGCUGGCCGGAUUAGGGGUGGAUCCGCGCACGGGCGCAUCGAUUUAUCCCGAGCAUGAUAUGUCGUUGGCGGUAGACAUUGGCAUCGACGAGGAGGAUAUUGGAGAUAUCAAUGCAUUGCGUUACACGAUGGACUCCAUCCUGCACGGUGGACACAACGACCAGACGCAACUAUUCGGCGAGUACAGCAUCGAGUCGCUGAUGGUGAAGGUGAAAGAAUACAUAAUCAAAAUCCUUCAGCGCGAACGAAAUGUCCAGGAUAAUCGUAGCAUGGCCCACAAUUUCCAGUGGAACACAGGUGACGCACUGGGUGGCGCAAGCAAAAAGAAUGCACGGAAACCAUCGAUCGAUAUCUACUCUAGGGCCAUCUUUCCACUGUACGACAAGCUGAACCUUCGUCCCUUGCCGGCCAGUCGAAUGGAGUACCUGCGGAAGCAUUGUGCCGAGCUGCAUCUUAUAACAGAAUCACGAGUUCCCUUACCAAAGGGUGGCAUAUUGUGUCAGCUGUGCAAUGUAAACCUAGAAUCGGAGCACGCCUUACGGAUUCAUUUCUGCUCCAAGUUGCAUCGCGAGCUGGAAAAGCAGAUUCUCUUCCGACGUUGAAAUGGACCGCUUCACUGCCAUUUGUUUCUUCAUUUUUCCUGCAAUUUACUUUCUAUAUUGACGUAAUUCAUUUUCUUUUUUUUAACAAACAGAAUGCAACACAUACCAUUUUGACGAACUA
Messenger RNA from Anopheles funestus (African malaria mosquito), 4933 nucleotides. It is a transcript of the gene spn-E, whose product is annotated as probable ATP-dependent RNA helicase spindle-E. NCBI's taxonomy places the organism in Eukaryota, Metazoa, Arthropoda, Insecta, Diptera, Culicidae. The transcript has 6 exons. The record is from RefSeq and is a predicted model, not a curated record. Gene Ontology annotation, cellular component: intracellular anatomical structure. Gene Ontology annotation, molecular function: ATP binding; RNA binding. Bases 424 to 4812 code for a protein of 1462 amino acids.